CUCUGAGGGGUAAUAUUUAACUUAAUCAUUCGUCAGUUUUUGAGGAUAUCAAAAGUUCAUGGCGCUCUAUCAAUGAAGAUGGAAACGAAAUAACAGCCGGUAUUGGAGAAGGUCUUGCUUGGAUGCUAACUCUGUAUGGAGUGACGAAGGUUAACAUGGUUGACAGGCAGCUCUAAAUGGUCGUCUUGUUUAAUAAGGUCAGAUAUUUUUGUUGUCAGCUCUAAAUAUUUAAUGAGUAUCUUACCACAAAUAUUGAAUAGCACAUAUUAUAGUAAAAAUUCUUGCAACACAGGCCUCUUUAUACCAUUUUCUCUCUUGGACUUGCUAGUAAGUUGCUUGUCCACUAUGUCAUGUUCUAAGCUCUGAUCUGAUCUACUCAACAAACAUUAUUCCUAUUUUGAGUUUGUGAAAGGAAUCCUCUUGCCAGUCUGCUUUAUAUGUGCUAUGUUCCUUUUCAUAGUCUCCUGAUCACGCAUUGAGGGAAGACUCUCUGAUAGUAAACACAACCCAAUACAGUAGGAGGUUUUACAGGGGUGUGAUUUUGCAGUUAUUAAUCAAUCCAAUAGCACUCAAAUAAACGUGUACUCAAAUGUGGCUUGUUUAUCUAUUUAUUAAGUUUGCCCAUCUGUUGACAAACACAAGAAUCAUGAGCUUGAUUCCAGUUGUUUAUUUGAGCUCGGGCACGGCUGGGACAAAAACCAGCCUAAAUUUUUGUAUUAAAUUCGGCUUGUUUUCAAAUAUGAAUGGGCUUGAACAAGUCCAACAUGAGUCGAGCCCAAACCAAACCCGUGUUACUCCAUUUAACAACCCUCGUCAUGGGGAAAAAAAGAUGUUUUAUGUCUGCUAUCCCUUUGACAAAAUUAGGUCUGCGAAGAUUAGCAGUUUGAGGUGUUCUUACUGAUGAACCAAAACUCAUGUUCCAUUACUUUGAGUGAUAUGUUGGUAAAUUUUCAAGGUAAGCAUGAAUAGCUAUUACCCAGUAACACCUUUAGUUUGUAUUGACACCAUGAGACGCCGAGGUCUCACGAGUCUUCCUGUGAGUUAGCUAGUAUGAUUGCUCAGUUGUAACUCUUGUCAUUCAGAUGGUGUAGGUCUGGCCGGGAAACUUGUGGACAAUUGCUAGAAAAAAAUAUGAAGGUUAAGCUUCAAGCUUAAUACAAAUGAAUUGGGAAUUUGGGAUCCUCAACAUUUGGAUUGUUAUUCAGAGGAUGAUUUUUUUUGUUCAAAACAACUAUUUUACGAGAAUCACGCCGCCUAGACUCCAAUGCAUUGCUAUGGGGGCACAUAAAACUCUGAGGCAGAGUGCAGUUGAUGCAGCUGAAUCUUGGUCGCUCGAUUCUCAUUUAUUGUUUCUGUUUUGUGCCAAAAUCCACCAGUUGAUUUUCAGUCUAAAUUCAGAGAAUUCAGGUGUAAAAAUGAGGGAUUAGUGCUGCAAGGGAAGAAAGCUUCUAAUUAGGUUGUCUUAGACUGUUUUCUUAGAUUGUGCAUUCAAAACAAUGUUACCAGGAUUGUGGGUCGCUUUGGUACAUGGUACACACUUUCUUAGGUACGCGGUACGAUGGGGGUAUAUUUAGCUGGUACG
Ilex paraguariensis (yerba mate) is the source of this 1582-nucleotide messenger RNA. NCBI's taxonomy places the organism in Eukaryota, Viridiplantae, Streptophyta, Magnoliopsida, Aquifoliales, Aquifoliaceae. The record is from the annotation of a GenBank genome assembly.